AGCAUGGGUCAAGAAGUUCAUGUUUAAUGAAACCACCUCCAUGUAUCGGAGGUAGAGUGAAGCUUAAAAAGAAAUUCCUUUGUAUUAUAAAACGAAUUACUACUUCAUUUCGUAUGAAUGAGAUUUCCAAAUAUUUUAAGCAUCUAAUUAAAAAGUUUAAGAACGAAAGACUUAGAUCAGUCAGAUUCAAAACUUCACGCGGGUUAAUCGUAGGAACGGUCUCUAUAAGAAAAAAGAAAGUAAUUUAAUCAUAGUUAAUAGUUACACUGAAAAAACAAUGAAUUUAACGGAUAUAUAUAAUCACUAUUAUUACGAGCAAGCAGAUCCAAGAGUAACAAAUUGGUUUUUAAUGGGCAGUCCAUGGCCGAUUGCAAUAAUAUUACUCAGUUAUAUAAUAUUUAUAUUUCAUUUGGGACCUCGUCUCAUGAAAAAUAGGGCAGCAUUUGAAUUAAAAACAUUUAUCAGAUUCUACAAUAUAUUUCAAAUUAUAGCAAAUGCUUAUAUAAUAAGAGAAAUUUUGGUUGUUCAUCCUGACGCAACUGCUUUACGUUGUGAUGAAGGAGAUUAUUCCAUGAAUCCUGAUGCUGUCAGGCUUGCCAAAGCAUGUUAUGUGGCGACAAUGUUAAAAGUUAUUGACCUAACGGAAACAAUUGUUUUUGUACUACGAAAGAAAAAUAAUCAGGUUUCAUUUUUACACGUGUACCAUCACAUCACAACAGUAUCUAUUGCAAUGCUCUCAACACGAUACAUCGCUUCGGGAAUGGCUGUUUUCUAUCCAGCGUUAAAUUGUUCGAUUCAUGUGAUAAUGUACACGUACUAUCUUCUUAGCAAUAUAGAAGGCGUUAAGAAAAUGAUUUUUCCAUUCAAACGCUAUAUAACAAUUGCACAAAUGGUUCAAUUUGUGCUUCUAAUUUUCCAUGCACUGGUUUCUUUACAACCGUCGUGUAAAGUUCCGAAAUUCCCCGGAAUAGCUAUGAUUCCAAAUGUUAUUUUUAAUUUUAUGUUAUUUUUUAAUUUCUACAAACGAGAGUAUUUGAGUGAGACGAAAAAAACUGAAUAAAUAUUAUUCAUUUUGUUAAAAAAUAAUUUAUAUGUAAUAAUGUAUUUUAUAAUUUGUAUAUGAAAUAAAACAAUUUUUUACAAAAA
Molecule: messenger RNA, 1146 nt
Organism: Leptopilina heterotoma
Lineage: Eukaryota; Metazoa; Arthropoda; Insecta; Hymenoptera; Figitidae
Product: elongation of very long chain fatty acids protein 4-like
Exons: 4
Coding region: 278-1060 (260 amino acids)
Biological process (GO): fatty acid elongation, saturated fatty acid; fatty acid elongation, polyunsaturated fatty acid; very long-chain fatty acid biosynthetic process
Cellular component (GO): endoplasmic reticulum membrane
Molecular function (GO): fatty acid elongase activity
Source: RefSeq, a predicted model, not a curated record